GAGGCGCUCUGCAGCUCUUCAGUCCGCCGAUAAACCCACUAAAGAAAGCAAGCGAUCCGUCGCGUGUGUUUGUUUGUGUUGUUUUCUCUUCUGUGUUUCAUUAAAUGUAAAGAUAGUCUUAUCGCUGUGUAUUUAAGUGUUAACAAGUUAAUGUUGAAAUGGAUGUGGAUUGUUGUGAAUCGUCAGUCUAUGUGACUCUCGGGGGCUCCACAGAAUGUCUGGAUUCAGUGUGGAUGAGCAGAGAUUAGAGCCGCACACUGCAGUCACUGCUGGACUCCAAACUCUCUGAAGAGAAAUCCAGACACACACAGGACUCAGAGCUCAGUCUGACUUUACUCUGUUAUACUGAGUCAAAGCCCACAGACUUUCAGGACACCACAGUGUGUGACAGUAAACAAAGCUCACAGGACGAUCAAACCUCCACAGAGUCUCUGGAUUCUGUCUGUAACGCUGGAGAACAACAACAGAUCCUGAAGAUGUGUUCAGUCAAACUCAUCGACCCCAGGAACUUGAUGAUCGAGAUUAAAACUGAACCCUCAGAAAUAAAAUCGGAACCCACGGAAAUAAAAACUGAACCCACAGAAAUAAAAACUGAACCCACAGAAGAGGAAGAUCGCAGUGAGAAAGAUGAUGCUUUUAUUUUGUCAGAUGUGAAGAGUGAAUCAUGUUUGGGUGGAGAAAUAACAUCCUUGACUCUUUCCUGCAUCACCGGUGGAGAGACACUGAGCUCACAGACACAUGAGAGAGAAAACAGAGAACAGAAACUCUUCACCUGCACCAGAUCUGAGAUCAGCUUUACUACCUUACAAGAUAAGAAACUUCAUUCAGAAGAGCACGGAGACAAGAAGAAGAAGUUGUUUCAAUGUGAGCAUUGUGGGAAGAUUUCUGGCUCUUCCUUUAAUCUAAAAGUUCACAUGAGGACACACACUGGUGAAAAGCCUUUCUGCUGCACUGAAUGUGGAAAAUACUUCAGCACCAAAGAAAAUCUUAAUACUCAUAAGAGAAUUCACACAGGAGAAAAACCAUACAAGUGUCCUCACUGUGAGAAGAGAUUUACCCAUAACCAAUGUCUUAAGACGCACGUGUUUAUACACACCAAUGAGAGACCGUAUCCGUGCAGUGAAUGUGACAAAGCCUUUAGGGAUUCAGGUUCGUUAAAAUCACACCUUAAUAUUCAUUUUAAAGAGAAACCCUAUCAAUGUUCACACUGUGAUACACGUUUCUGUCAUGAAUAUCAGCUGAUAGUCCAUGAGAGAGUUCACACUGGAGAAACAUCUCAUCACUGUAGUGUGUGUGGGAAGAGUUUUGAUAAUCAUGAACAUUUAGUGGCACACCAGAGAAUUCAUAGAGGUGAAAAACCUUACAAAUGCUUUCAGUGUGACAAGACGUUUACCCAUUUAGGUAACUUAAAAGCCCAUCAGAGAGUUCAUACAGGAGAGAGACCUUAUCAUUGUAGUGUUUGUGGAAAGAGUUUUAGUCAGCAGUCAAACUUUAUAAAGCACCAGAGACUUCAUACAGGUGAAAAACCAUUUAAAUGCUCUCAGUGUGACAGGACGUUUGCUCACUCAGAUUACUUAAAAGUCCAUCAAAGAGUUCAUACUGGAGAGAAACCUUAUCACUGUAGUGUUUGUGGAAAGAGUUUUAGUCAACCGUCAAACUUUCUUAAGCACCAGAGAACUCAUACAAGUGAAAAGCCUUUGAAAAUCGUCACAGUUUAAUAAAGCAAUAAGUCCCAAGAAGUAGUGGGUUACCAGUGCAUUUUAUAAUGUUUUGCAGUAAAUAAUAAAAAUAAAUUGAUUUCAGAUGUUUAUCAUUUGAAUAUGUUAACAUAGCCGACAGCUGCAUAUAGACCAAUUUAGAGUAGACGUCACAGUUACGUCACUGCAAGCUGCGCGUGCAAUGCGGUUGCAGAAAAACAGUGGAAAUGAAUUAGACACGAGUGAAAAGAGCAAGAUAACUCACUAGAAAAUGUCCGGUUGUGCUGUUAAGUGUCAGAAUAAGAAUGCCAAAAAAGAUGGCUUUCAUUUUUAUAAAAUACCAUCGUCGAAGACAUCAUUUGAAGAUAAAAGUAGAUGUUUAUGAUUACAAUAAGCCCUUAAACGGACAGAAUGGAGCGAGGAAAUCAUCUGGAAAUCUUUUAAUAAUUAGAAUAGAAAAUAAGUAGAGGAGAUGUCCGGUGUUCUGUCGAAGUCUGUUCCCUCCAUGUGUUUCUUAUAGCGUUUUUAUCAUGUUACAAUUAUAAUUUAUUCAGAAUAAAUGUUUUUUUAUACUGAAAAAGCAAUAAUAUCACAAUUUUUUAAAAAUAUUUCAAAUUUUUUUCGUUUUCUAUUAUUUCUUUUUAUUUCCUUAUAUCUUAGCUUAUGUCUUCUUCCUGUUUGUUCUAAAAUUAUUAUGUUUACAUACUUAAUAAAUAUAUCAAUAUAGCAGACACACACGCAUGAUGUAAAGUGUUAUUAAUAUAUAAACAGGCCUUUUUAAUGUAUGUUUAAACAUAAUACUUUUAUCAUAGUUUUAGAACAAACACGUAAGAUAAAUAUAAGGAAGAAAUAGAAAACAGGAAAAUUAUGAAAUAUUUAAUAAACGCUAUUAUAUAUAAUACAUGAUGAUAGUAUUGCUUUUAUAUGUACUUUAGCGAUUCAGACUGUAAAAAUAAUUGAUUUAGAAAAAAAGAACAAUACAUAUACAUUACAUACAUGCAUAUCAGUAGCCAAGCCAUUUAAACUUUUUAUCUAUCUAAAAAAAUAAACGUAACGUGAUUAAAACGCUAUAAGAAACAUUGCACUAAAGGUAACAUAGGGGAAUCCGACUUCGACAGAUACCGGAUCCAUAAAAAUCACGGUUUAAUGCUAAAACACUUCACAACCCUACUGCGGAGCAGUCACUUUCUGCAACCAGUUUGGGUCCGCCCACAAAAAACGUCAUCUCUGUUUGCAAACACGAAAUUGGUCUAUAGUUCGCUUUCUCUCAUUAUUAACUUAAAAUAUGGAUAAAUUAUGGAUAAACGUACCCAGCUGAAUAUAAACCAAUGCUAAUCUGUUGUAAUAAUCAUGACAUGGCAUCUAUUGCGCAAAUUAAUUACUUAUAAUGAUUAGUAAAGAUUAAUCGCGAUUAAUCGCAUACAAAAUAAAAGGGAUUUUUGGCAUAAUAUAUGAGUGUGUGCUGUGUGUAAUUAUUAUGUAUAAAUAAAUAAAUACACACACAUUCAUGUAUGUUUUUAAGAAACAUGUACAUGUUUAUAUAUAUUUAUUUAUAUUUUUAUAUAUUCUAUAUUAAAUAUUAAAAAAAUAUAUACAUAAGUAAAACAAUUCUGAAAUGAAUAUAUGAAUGUGUGUGUGGUUAAAUAUACAUAAUAAUUAGACACAGUACACGAACAUAUAUUAUGCAAAAAAAAAACUUUUAUUUUGUAUGCGAUUAAUCGCGAUUAAUCUUUGCCCAGCACUAAUAAUGAUAUGAUGCAACAUACGCAACUCGGAAAAACUAUGGGUAUGCAUUUUUUGCAGAAAAAUUUGCCACUUGUUUCACCAAUGAACUAUCUGUGUCGAUAAAUCGGUUUGGUCUACCUCUAAAAUACUGUAAACAAAAUUUUGCAAUCAUAUGCAGCAAUUUUUCUUUUUAUUAUUAUUGUUAAUAUUGUAUUAGAAUAAAGACAAGCUAGUGAUCAAAAACAAAAUACUAAAUGCAAUGCAUGAAUAUCAAUUUACUGAGUGAGUAAUCCACUAUUUGUGAUCCUGCCUGUGAAAUCCAGACUGAAGUCUCAAAAUCAAAUUCUGAGAUAACGAGCAUUAAAGGACAAGUUCGGUAUUUUACACUUAAAGCCCUGUUUUCAGAUUGUUUAUGGUGAAAUAGAACGGUUUUGACAGAAAUUUCGACAUAUGCAGCUGGCCCGAGAAUUUUCGGGUGUUUCUUGUAUCACCUCCCACCUCUAUAAUGGCUUUAUAGGUGCACUGGAACAACCCUUCCUAAAA
This is a messenger RNA of Paramisgurnus dabryanus, 3965 nucleotides long. RefSeq lists its product as uncharacterized. Gene Ontology annotation, molecular function: DNA-binding transcription factor activity, RNA polymerase II-specific; RNA polymerase II cis-regulatory region sequence-specific DNA binding. The record is from RefSeq and is a predicted model, not a curated record. Gene Ontology annotation, biological process: regulation of transcription by RNA polymerase II. NCBI's taxonomy places the organism in Eukaryota, Metazoa, Chordata, Actinopteri, Cypriniformes, Cobitidae.